GAAAGAAAACAAGUUUAUGAUCUGUCAUUACCAACUGCAACGUCUCUCUCUUCCUCACCAUCUUUCUUUCUUAAAUAUUCAAAGCCAAGUCGUCACAACUCGACCUUCCGUGUCCAUGUUCAUGUCAAAUGCCACCUCUCUCACCCUAUCUCUCUCUAUCACACACACCCACACACCAACCUCAUUGUUGAUUGGUCAAACUCAACGAUUCUUCUUCUAGUAGUUAUGCAGUUUUCUUUCUACCUUUUUGGCUGUAUAGCUCAUCUUCUGCUUGCAGAAUCUUUCACGUUCUUCUCCCUUUUUGAACCGAUAUGUGUACCUGCAAGCUUAACGCUUCCUUAGGAGUCUUCUCGUCGAGUAACUAUGGAAAUGGAGACCCGUUUGAGAGUCGACCAUGCCGCUUUCAAAUAGUCAACUCUGAUGUUUCCGUGAAAAUUUCUUCUGCAACAUGCGCCAGUGCAGUGUCGAUUCAGGUAAACAUGCGAUAUGGAAGCAUAACAGAAGCCGGAAAAGCUACAAGCAACUGGGGAGGAUAUGAAGGGAGUGAUAUUCACGCGUAAAAUUAGUCGGACAGCCUUCCUUGAGGCAGUCUAGCAGUCAUAUUUAUACCUCCUCCACCUUAUCAGGAGUUUCGAUGCCUAUCGAUGCUCCAACGUCCGAGGGACUGCAUUCCAGUCGCAAUCCUGGAAGAGCUACUAGAACCGGCAUAGGUAGUUUUGCGUGGUUCCGAAGCCAAAGGUUGCUGUAUUGGUUGCUAGUGAUCGCUUUGUGGUCUUGUCUGCGGCUCUAUGCGCAACCCAGGUGGGCUCAUGGUGGCAAGAAGGAUGAUGUCAUGGGUUCUGUAGAUGAACCAAGCCACUUUAUAAAUGAGAGUUUCUUGACCGUUAAACAUGAGAGUUUUGUGACAGCUAAACAUGAGAGCACUGCCAGCAGGCAGAGAGCGAAUGGUAGAUCACCAAAUCUAUUAAGGAAGAGGUAUAUGAGAACUGUCCGACAUUCGCGUAGCAGAGUGGAGAGGAAAAAGAAGGCCAUGGCGGCAAUGAAAAGCCACAACUUAGAGGAGAAGGAAAUGGUUCCUAUGAAGAAUGCCUCGUAUGGUUUGAUUGUCGGUCCAUUCAGCUCAAUAGAGGAUAAAUUACGCAGAAGCAUUGCGAAGAAACAAUCAGGAACAUGUGACUUGAAGGGGGAUUUCGGACGGGCCGUGAAGUCGAGGAAAUUCGUGUUGAUAUUUCAUGAACUCUCAAUGACGGGUGCUCCACUGUCCAUGAUGGAGUUGGCAACUGAGCUUCUGAGCUGCCGGGCGACUGUGUCAGUAGUGGUCCUCAGCAAGAAGGGCGGUUUGCUGCGGGAACUCACUCAGAGAAGGAUCAGAGUGCUUGAAGACCGAGCGGAACUCAGCUUCAAAGCUGCCCUCCAGGCCGACCUUGUCAUUGCAGGAUCGGCAGUAUGUGCAUCAUGGAUUGAGCAAUAUACUGAUCGAUACCCCGCUAAUUGGAGUCAAAUUGUUUGGUGGAUCAUGGAAAAUCGACGUGAGUACUUUGAUCGGUCAAGAAUGGUGCUAAACAGAGCGAAAGUGUUGGUUUUUCUUUCCAAGUCACAGUCUAGACAAUGGCUAACCUGGUGCGAAGAAGAGAACAUUAAACUGAGAUCAGCACCAGCAAUAGUACCAUUAUCAGUUAAUGAUGAACUAGCUUUUGUAGCUGGGAUGGCCUGUUCUCUAAAUACACCAUCCUUCACCCCCGAAAGGAUGAUGGAGAAAAGGCAGAAACUGAGAAAUUUUGUUAGAAAGGGUAUGGGACUGACAGAUGAAGACAUGCUUGUGAUAACUUUGAGUAGCAUAAAUCCGGGAAAAGGACAGCUCUUGCUUCUUGAAUCGGCACGUCUGGUCAUGGAAAAUUACUUCUCACAAGAAUCAAUUAGACUACGACGAGAUUUUAAUUUGAUAACUGGGAACCACUCAAGGUCAUUGUUCGAGGAGUCAAAUAAUAUUGGAUUGCCAAAUGAACAAUCUAUCCCCACUGAUCCUACCAACGAGAGAGAGAGGAAAAACUUAAGGUUGUCUGGUUUAUCAACUGCACUGACUGACAAGACUGCUGUGCCGAUUGAGAGCGGUCGCCGAAUAAGGGGUAGAAAAGAACUGUCAGAGAACGAAAGAAUGAACAGCAACACAUUGAAGAUACUUAUAGGUUCAGUGGGAUCGAAAAGCAAUAAACUGCCUUAUGUCAAAGAAAUGUCGAGAUUCUUAUCCCUGCGUUCAAACUUCUCAAAGUCAGUGCUAUGGACUCCAGCAACUACACAUGUUGCUCCACUUUACUCAGCUGCUGAUGCUUACGUCAUGAACUCCCAGGGGAUAGGAGAAACAUUUGGGAGAGUAACAGUAGAAGCAAUGGCAUUUGGGCUUCCGGUGCUCGGAACUGAUGCGGGAGGGACAAAGGAGAUCGUUGAGCAUAAUGAAACGGGACUUCUUCACCCUCCUGGUCGGCGAGGAGCUAAAGCUCUCGCCCUUAACCUCCGGUUUUUACUCGAGAACCCAUCAGUGAGGGAGCAGAUGGGGAUGAGAGGAAGGAGAAAAGUGGAGCGGAUGUACCUAAAACAGCACAUGUACCUAAAAUUAACAGAGGUUAUCUUCCAUUGCUUGAGAACGAAGUAAACUUCUAAAACCGGACGAUGUCUAUUCUCAUUCCCUUGAUUGUACACAGUUCAUUCAGAGAGCGCUAAUAAUCAUGUGACAGUAUAUCCACUAAUUUAGUAUAGUGGCAGAGGGUUUUCAAAUACAUUCACUUUGAUGAGGAGCAAAAGAAAGUGCAUUCAUUCAUGCU
Syzygium oleosum is the source of this 2819-nucleotide messenger RNA. RefSeq lists its product as uncharacterized. The transcript has 4 exons. NCBI's taxonomy places the organism in Eukaryota, Viridiplantae, Streptophyta, Magnoliopsida, Myrtales, Myrtaceae. The record is from RefSeq and is a predicted model, not a curated record. Gene Ontology annotation, molecular function: glycosyltransferase activity. The coding region runs from base 635 to 2650 and encodes 671 amino acids.